UUGUCAUAUGUCAUUCAUCAAGAACUCAAAGUUUAUCAGCAGCGUUGUAUUGCUAUUUUGUAUCAAAACCUGACUGAAUAUUGUAUUAUUUGCUUGCAACGAACGAUAUUAUUAUAUGAACAGUUGUUCGUAAAAGUAAAACUAAUUCUAUUGGUAUUUUAUUUGAGUAUCAUGUGUGUUAAAUGUUAUCACAUUUUAGAUACCUACGUCACUAGAACGAGUAAAUUUUAGUUUUCACGACUUAUACAAUAAACGCUGAAUGAGAUACAGCUUAAAAUAAUAAUGGGUGAUUUGUAUUUUGCUGUAGUUUGUUCAUCAAAUAUGAACAGAAGUAUGGAAGCCCAUGCAUUUCUUGCGAAAAAAGGCUUCAAAGUCAAAUCAUUUGGAACUGGUGAAAAAGUAAAAUUGCCUGGUACCUCUGCUGAUCGACCAAAUUGUUAUGAAUUUGGUAUUCCUUAUGACGAUAUUUAUAAUGAUUUAUUGGAAAAAGACAAGACUUAUUAUACACAAAAUGGAUUAUUACAUAUGCUUGAUAGAAACCGACGCAUUAAACCUAGUCCUGAAAGAUUUCAAGCAUCAACUGAAAGAUUUGAUGUUAUUAUUACUUGUGAAGAGAGAGUGUAUGACCAAGUUAUAGAGUGGUUUGUUUCUAGGAGGUCAGUUUGCAAUCAGCCAGUACACAUAGUUAAUAUUGAUAUUCAAGACAAUCAUGAGGAAGCCACAAUAGGUGCCUUUCUUAUCAGUGAUAUGGUUACAAAAAUGUCUCAAAGUGAUGAUUUGGAUAAUGAUAUUGAUGAGCUGCUACAUGACUUUGAAGCUAAGUGUCAAAGGCCCAUUUUAAACAGCAUUAUGUUUUAUUGACAUGACAUAGUAAAGACUUGGAUGAAAAUUUUAACAUGAAUGAAUGAAGUGAUAACCUAAUUUGAAAAAUAAGUCUGUAUAUACUUUUUGACUGUAAGUUAUUUCAUAAAAGAAAGCAGUAUGAAAUGAUGAAGUUCUAUUCAAAGGACGAAUGCUGAAGCAAGUGUUGACUAUAAUAAACGGACUUCCCAUUAA
Messenger RNA from Zerene cesonia (dogface butterfly), 1056 nucleotides. RefSeq names its product RNA polymerase II subunit A C-terminal domain phosphatase SSU72-like (gene Ssu72). Bases 283 to 861 code for a protein of 192 amino acids. Gene Ontology annotation, molecular function: RNA polymerase II CTD heptapeptide repeat phosphatase activity. Gene Ontology annotation, cellular component: mRNA cleavage and polyadenylation specificity factor complex; nucleus. The transcript has a single exon. The record is from RefSeq and is a predicted model, not a curated record. Gene Ontology annotation, biological process: termination of RNA polymerase II transcription. NCBI's taxonomy places the organism in Eukaryota, Metazoa, Arthropoda, Insecta, Lepidoptera, Pieridae.